UAGUUCAUACAUUGCCUCAUUACAUUAGUCUAUAAGCAAAACAUUCUGCAACACUUGUUUUAAUUUUCUUGAUUUUUCGUGUUUUCGAGAAAAUGGAGGUGGAACAAUGUGGCCAAGCUGAGAAGAAUGCUUCUGUUUCUGGUUCUGUUUCUUUUAAGAAGGGCUUUCAGAUUCUGACCACUACUCUGCUGAGCCUGCUGCUUCCUCUGUCGUUUCUGCUGAUAGCUAGGCUGAGUGCGGCGCAGUACCUUCUUGAUUCGAGUCUGUACCUUAAUGAUCAGCCUUUGUCUAAGUUGUUCUCGGUGUUUUUAUACACUAAUCCAAUUCUUCUCCAUGUGCUUGUUUCUACUGUGAGUGUUUCGGCCUUUUUGCAUGGAUUGAGUAAUGGCAGGAUUGUGGUUUCAUCGAAUGAGCGUCAGGAACCUGUGGUGCGUCCUCACAUUUAUACGGCUUGGAUUUUUAUCUGUGCAUUGCAGAUUCUUGUAGGCUUGGGGAUUGAGGGGAGCAUAGGGGAAGGAGUUACUGGUUCGAAUUUUGGGUAUGAGAGGAGUUUGGUGAGCAGAGUUAUGUUUUUCUUUGGGCUACAUGAGACAAUGCUUCACUGGUCCAGGACGGUUGUGAAGCCGGUUGUUGAUGACACGGUUUUUGGUUCUAGUAGAGAGGAGGGGUGGGCUGAGAGGGUGCUCCUCGCGGCUAGCUUUAGUGUUCUGUGGUGGUGGAGAUUGAAGGAUGAGGUGGAAGCCCUCGUCGUUGUUGCAGAGGUCAAGCGACAUCUAUUGAGUAGUGUCGGUGUGGCAGAUGUUGUAGGAUGGUGGUUGUAUUACCUAAUUGUUGCAGUUGGGAUGAUUAGGGUGGUCAAAGGCGUUUUACGGGCUAUACUGCUACUGCUUCCCAGGAAAGCAGAGGGGAAUACCGCGGUGUCCAGUGCAAAUGAUGAAAAAGUAUGAAAUUCAGACCUGUUCUUAGUGACAUGUAUGUCGCCUAGGCCUAUAGUUUGGCUCAUUCUUUAAGAGACGGAGAGAUUGUUUCUGUUGUCAUACUUGCCAUGUAUUUAGUAAAAUGAAAAAGAAGUGAUCAUACUUCUGCAAGCAGCGCGGAAAUAACUGUGUCUGCAGGUCAAUUGUACAUAGUCUUGCACUCUUACUUGUAUUUAGAUUAGAAAGAUUGUUUCUGGCAAAAACUUAUAUGCAUUUAUAAGAUGAUUGCUUUUAACUUUGA
This is a messenger RNA of Daucus carota subsp. sativus, 1218 nucleotides long. RefSeq lists its product as uncharacterized. Lineage: Eukaryota; Viridiplantae; Streptophyta; Magnoliopsida; Apiales; Apiaceae. The transcript has a single exon. The coding region runs from base 93 to 947 and encodes 284 amino acids. The record is from RefSeq and is a predicted model, not a curated record.